This is a messenger RNA of Uloborus diversus, 322 nucleotides long. RefSeq names its product ATP synthase subunit d, mitochondrial-like. The record is from RefSeq and is a predicted model, not a curated record. The transcript is spliced from 3 exons. NCBI's taxonomy places the organism in Eukaryota, Metazoa, Arthropoda, Arachnida, Araneae, Uloboridae. Gene Ontology annotation, biological process: proton motive force-driven ATP synthesis. Gene Ontology annotation, molecular function: proton transmembrane transporter activity. Bases 23 to 322 code for a protein of 99 amino acids.
GACCAUUUGCCCUUCUUCCAAGAUGGCUGCCAAGCGGUUUCUGAAAUCUUCAAUCGACUGGGCUGCCUUUAUAGAAAGGGUUCCAGCUUCUGAAAAAGCUAAAUUUCAGCUAUUUAAAGCUAAAGUUGAUGGCUACGCAAAAAGAGUUAUGAGCAAUCCGGAGAAACCUCCUGCAAUUGAUUUUGAAGCUUAUCGAUCACGACUGCCCAAUCGUGCAAUGGUAGAUGAAUUUGAGAAACAGUAUAAAAGUAUUAAAGUUCCAUUUCCGGCAGACAAUUUAACUGCACAGGUGGAUGAACAGGAGAAAAAACUGGUAAUUUAA